Molecule: messenger RNA, 645 nt
Organism: Beauveria bassiana ARSEF 2860
Lineage: Eukaryota; Fungi; Ascomycota; Sordariomycetes; Hypocreales; Cordycipitaceae
Product: transporter particle component
Exons: 2
Coding region: 1-645 (214 amino acids)
Biological process (GO): endoplasmic reticulum to Golgi vesicle-mediated transport
Cellular component (GO): TRAPPIII protein complex; TRAPPI protein complex; TRAPPII protein complex
Source: RefSeq, a predicted model, not a curated record
AUGGCGAGCACGCAAACAGGUGCGCAGGCAGUCACCUCGGAAUCCGGUCUGCGGCUGCCCAGCAAUGGCAAGACCAUCUACCACCGUCCGCUGAACCGCUCCAAGGGCGGCGAGAUGAGCCAGGCGAGCUUUGCGUACUUGUUUGGCGAGAUGGUGACGUAUGCCCAGCGGCGCGUCAAGGGCAUUCAAGAGCUCGAGCAGAGGCUGAACCUCCAGGGCCACUCCAUCGGCCUGAAGCUCCUCGACCUCCUCCUCUACCGCGAGCCCGCGCGCACGCAGCUGCGGCCGCUCAACAUCAUCGCCCUGCUGCACUUUAUCAAGCAGAAUGCCUGGACGCACCUGUUUGGGCGGCAGGCCGACCGCCUCGAAAAGAGCAACAACCCGGACACGCCCGAGGAGUACAUGAUUAUCGACAACGAGCCGCUCGUGAACCAGUACAUUUCGGUGCCCCGCGAGAUGAGCCAGCUCAACUGCGCGGCGUUUGCGGCGGGCGUCAUCGAGGGCGUGUGCGACGGCGCCGACAUUCCGGCAAAGGUGACGGCGCAUACCGUGGCCGAGGGCGACAUGUGGCCGGGCAAGACGGUGUUUUUGGUAAAGUUUGCGCCAGAGGUUGUCGAGCGAGAGGCAUUUUUGGGCAAGACUUGA